CCUCUUCCUCCACCACCUCCUACUCCUACUCCUACUCCUACUCCUCUUCUUCCUCGUACUUCUCCUUCUACUCCCUGUAUUCUGGAUUUGGCUGCGACGACUACGUUUACGUUGACGGCUAAAGCUUCGGAGGCUUCGCCGACGGCGAUGAUGGCGGUGUCUUCGUCCUUUUCACUUGGACGAUGACAGGCCCACCUCCGAACGUUCCUAACGUUCUGCCGCACCGUUAAAACGUCAAACUUUAUCACGAAAACAUGAUAUCUUUCAACCGAGCACGCUGGAAGGGACGGGUGAGAGAGAGGAUAAGAGACCACCACCGCUCUCUUCUUUGCCACCGAGACUCGAUGACGUCAUCUCUAGCGGCCCAAGAUGGUGGCCCCGCGACGGCGCGGCCACCUUUCUCUCUCCACCUGUCUCUCUCACCCAUUCUAUCUCUCUCUUUCUAUCUACUUCUCUCCUUCCUCUCUCUCUCUAUCCUUCUCCCACUAUUUCUUUUAUUUUUUGCGUUUCAUAAUGAUACCAAUGUUCAAGGAAAGAGGAAACAAGAAAACAGUUGGUCGUGUCAAGAAACUUGGAUCAAAAUUAAACAGCUUUGAAGGAAUAAAACAAGAUGUCAUCCAUUUCUUACGUACCCAGAAUAAAUCAGCUGGAUGCAACUCUCCUGGAUAGCGAGAUUGAUAAAGUUUUUCAGAAUCAGAUAAAAGAAAUCUUUAAAUUUUGUCCACCUGGUAAAGUCGACAAGUGGCUACCAGAGAUUAAAGCUCUUCUUAAAAUUCUCAUUUGGAGUUUUUCCUUGGGAUGCAAGAGUUCUACGUUUGGACAACAAAUGCUUGAUCUUCAUUACAACAACUUUAAUAAGAAAAAAUCUAUAUUAUUCCUAGCUUUAAAACUACUUCCAGAGUAUUUUAAAGGUAGAGUAAUAGACAACGGUAUGAUAUCAAGUUCAAAUAGACUGCGUAGACUUAAAAUUUAUACGUCAUGGAUAGCAACUGUUGUACACUUCCUCGAAUUUAUAAAUUUGGUCAGUUUUUUACACCGUGGAACACAACCUCUAUUGAUAGAAAGAUUAUUAAAUAUUUCAAGUGUUUCUACCAAUCCAAAUAGACCAAGGAGCAUUGGCUACUCUUAUAUGACUAGAGAACUUCUUUGGCACGGUUUAAUGGAAUUGUUUACAUUAGGAAUUCCUAUGAUAAACUAUCAUUAUUUAAAACAAAGAAUAAGAUGGCUUUGGACUAAUAGGAAGCAAGACAGUAUUAAAAGAUCAUUUCCAAUAAUGAAUGAAUCUACUAUCUGUGCUUACUGUAAGGAGAAACCUAUUUUGCCGACUCACGCUGGUUGUGAACAUAUUUUCUGUUAUUAUUGUUUGCAAGCAAAUUUUACUGCAAUGAAGAUGUUACUCUGUCCAGAAUGCAAUACCGAAUUACAUGACUGUGUUAUGAAAAAUUAUGUUGCCAAUCUUGGUCCUACCGCUACGGUAGAGAACAAUAAUUUAUUGUGA
Messenger RNA from Polistes dominula (European paper wasp), 1498 nucleotides. It is a transcript of the gene Pex2, whose product is annotated as peroxisomal biogenesis factor 2. Gene Ontology annotation, biological process: protein import into peroxisome matrix. Gene Ontology annotation, cellular component: peroxisomal membrane. The record is from RefSeq and is a predicted model, not a curated record. NCBI's taxonomy places the organism in Eukaryota, Metazoa, Arthropoda, Insecta, Hymenoptera, Vespidae. Gene Ontology annotation, molecular function: zinc ion binding.